AGAAUUCAGUAUUCAUUAGAGACUUAAAAUAAUAUUACCAGUCGAUACGAUUUAGAAUCUAUUGAUUCAUUCAGAUUAAUUCUUUUGGAACGAGCACAUAUAGGCGCGUGACUGGUUUUAACAGUGACGUUUGUAGAUUCGUGACGUUUGCACGACAAAUGAUUUAGUUGCAAACACAAAUCGCUGGAAUAAUACUGUUUGUGUGACUUGUGAGUAAAACAUAGCCCGAAAUGUUUUUCAAAGCGACUAAUAAAUUUCGUGAAAUGUGAUAAAAUAUCGUGACUUUUUGCCAGAAUUUUCUUUCACGUGGGCCACCAGAAACAAAUGUGGACGAAGGCAUCGAAGGAGGAAAAAGAUAGAAAUAGUACGUAAGAAGGAGAGGUUAAUUCGUGCACGGAAAAGAGCCAGAGAAAGAAAGCAAGAUACGGAGGAAAAGAGAGGACACUCAGUGCCGAAGCUUUAUCUUUAUUAUGCGCCGCUGAGUGAAUUGUCAAGUGAAAUCAGAAAUGGCUGCCAACGAGCAACAACGCAAGGAAUCACGAGAAUUAAGAGAACCAGCCCACCAUGCAAGGAGACCAAUGAAUGCUUUUCUUAUUUUUUGUAAACGUCACCGUGGUUCUGUGCGAUCUGGUUUCCCACAUUUAGAAAAUCGAGCAGUUACAAGAGUUCUUGGAGAAUGGUGGGCCACUCUUCAUCCAGAUCAAAAACGUUCUUAUACAAAUCUAGCACAGGAGUACAAAGAUGCAUUCUUAAAUGCAAAUCCUGACUUUAAGUGGUACAAAUUACCAGCACCUCCUUUACGUACUUUGAAUACUAGGCCUACAAACAAAAAGGCAGAAACAAAUUCUAAUGAGCAAAUAGUAGAAAGUGUAAAAUGUGAGAACAAGUCUUCCGAUUAUUCAAAAUCUGAUAAGCGAGAUGGACAAUCAAUUCAACCAGGAAAAUUAGCUGAUGAAUCCCAAAUUGGUGGCCUCAGUUCAUUAUUUACACCUCAAAAAACACAAGCAGCAGAUGAGAAAGUGACUAUUAAUGGUUCUGUGAUUGAAAAUGAUACUGAAGUUCCAAAACCUCCUAAAAAAAGAUAUUUAGAAGUACCUUUUUCAUCUGAUAAUAAGAGAGAAUGUAAAGCUGAUCUUUUUGAUGCAAAAAAGAGAAAAAAAUCUGAAUCAAAUAAUAAUGUGCAUCAAUAUGAUACAGAAGAUGAAAAAACAGAAAUAAAUAAUUUUUUAACUACAAACAUGCCUUCAGAAGAAAGUAAUUUUAGAAGUGAACGAACAUGCAAAGGUUUACGUUAUCAAAAGUUCCUUGCAGAACAAAUGAAAAAUGUUGGUGCAUCAGGACAGCAGCCUAAGAGAAGAAGACAAACUGGAAAUCGUAGCACUGAUGGUCAAGCAACUGAAAGAAGAAACUCUAUUUCUUCAAAUGUCAGUGAAAAAACAGAUUCCUUGAGUAGUGAAGGUGGAAAUAGCUCUCGCGGCGAAUUAGAGCAUCUUGUUGAAAGCGCCGAGGGAAAUAUAGAAGCAUCAAAGCCAGAAGAGACAGAAACUGAAGGUGCAGAAGGACAAGUUGAUUUUGGACCAUGGACUGCAAGAAAAAGGUUUCGAGCUGAGGACUUUAAUUUAGAAAAGAAAAUUGAAGCGUUACCAUCUUUAAGUUUAGAAGAAUUUCAGGAAAAGAAGAAGCAACAACGUACGAAAAAGAAAAAAAUUGUACAAAAAUUAACAUCGACUUCGAAUAAUAAAAGGCAUCAGAAUAAUUUCGACAGCAACGAUCAAGCAAACAGUCAAAACAAUACAAAAAUAUCUCAAACAGAACGUGAAAAUUCAGAAGAUGCUGAGAAACUUUUAGUUGGAAGUCAAAAAAGGAAAGCACGAAAACAAAGCAUUACACGUAAUGCGGCAGCUAUAAAUGAUUCAAAGCAAAUUGAGAUCGAGGAACCCAAUAAAUCAUGGUGUGCAUCGCCGGACUUAGAAGCACUGGCAUGUCUUGCAGCAGUUGCCGCCAACAGAACAAAACUUACCAAAAAUAAUACAUAAGAGAUAUAUAUUUUUCAUAUUUAGCAGUCGUUCAUGACGUAAACUUGUGCUAAGUAAACCAAAAUCUUAUUCAUUUAUUUCUUAAUACAAUUUCUUAUUAGCUGAAUUAUUGAAAUAAUUGCUUUGAUUGCUGUUAAAAAAAAAAAAAAAA
Messenger RNA from Bombus impatiens (common eastern bumble bee), 2187 nucleotides. RefSeq names its product HMG box transcription factor BBX (gene bbx). Gene Ontology annotation, molecular function: DNA-binding transcription factor activity, RNA polymerase II-specific; RNA polymerase II transcription regulatory region sequence-specific DNA binding. Gene Ontology annotation, biological process: regulation of transcription by RNA polymerase II. The record is from RefSeq and is a predicted model, not a curated record. NCBI's taxonomy places the organism in Eukaryota, Metazoa, Arthropoda, Insecta, Hymenoptera, Apidae. The transcript has 8 exons. Bases 507 to 2036 code for a protein of 509 amino acids. Gene Ontology annotation, cellular component: nucleus.